UCUAAACACAACUACCAUUCUACAUGUAGGACAUGUUGUGAGUUUGAUACAUAACGACCUUAUCAUCAGAAUGAACUCCAAACAAAUCACCUAUCGUCAAUUUGAAGACAAAGAACAUGCACAACUGUAUGCAAAGUACAGACCAUCUUAUCCUAAGGAAUUAUACGACAAAAUAAGAAUGUUUUGCCGGCAAUCGGACGGCAACGAAUUGGCUUUAGCUAUUGACGUUGGCUGUGGAAGCGGACAGAGUACUCUCCCUUUGACCAACAUAUGUAACCAUGUUAUUGGGAUAGAUGUCAGCAGAGAGCAAAUAGCAGAAGCUAGAAAGGCCGCAAGUGUUAUUGACUUCAGAGUCGGUCAAGCCGAGGAUCUGAGUUUCCUCGGAGAUGGAACUGUAGACCUCGUGACUACAGCUACAGCCAUUCAUUGGAUGGACAUACCUACAUUUAUGGGGGAGGUGAGCCGGGUGCUGCGACCGGGAGGUGUAGUAGCUGUGUAUUCAAUCGGCACUGAUACCAUACACAACAAAGAAGCACACCAGCUUGUAUGGGAGGAUUUAUAUACCAAGACUUUGGGGGACUAUUGGAUUGACACAAAAUUCCAUAUCGACAAUGGCUUAGCUAUGAUAGAGCUCCCUUUUGCGGAUUCAAUCAGAGAGGAGCCUUUAUUGAUUAAGCGAGAAGUUGAGAUAGAUUCCUACGUUGGCCUGUUCAGUACAUGGUCGUCAUGGCGACGGUUCCAAGAGAAGAAUCCAGAGUCAAAUGCGUUAGGAGAGUUGAGGACAAGAUUAAGGACACUGUAUAGAGACGAAAAGUCCGGUGAGGUCCGUCCGAUUGACCUCACUACACCGAUCUAUAUGCUGCUGGGAAGGAAAUAAUCAAAUAUAAUGCCGGACAAAUUUGUAUUUUUAACUUGUCUGGUUUAACAUUUUAAAUUGGAUAUAUUGAUUGUUAGAGACACACGCAUCUAUAUGAAUAUUUAUAUGAUAUAAAUGUAGUUAUACCUAUUAUUUAGUAUCGCCAUGUUAAAGAGUAGAUAAAAACAUUCGGGAAAGUAUGUACAUUGUAAACUUGAUUAUUAUUUUGUUAAUAACAUUUUGGAAAUAAACAUUUCUA
Messenger RNA from Mizuhopecten yessoensis (Yesso scallop), 1115 nucleotides. RefSeq names its product putative methyltransferase DDB_G0268948. The record is from RefSeq and is a predicted model, not a curated record. Bases 71 to 877 code for a protein of 268 amino acids. Lineage: Eukaryota; Metazoa; Mollusca; Bivalvia; Pectinida; Pectinidae. Gene Ontology annotation, molecular function: S-adenosylmethionine-dependent methyltransferase activity. The transcript is spliced from 5 exons.